AUGGUGCAGUAUGGGAGUCAUACAACAAGAACACUGAAUUAUAUGGAAAGUUAUCUCGAGGAUUUCCAUAAGUACAAGGAUAUCUUUUUAGAAUUCCAGGCAUAUAGGAGGACGGUUCAGGAUGCGAGAAAUCGAACAAAAGCCUUAAAUGCCCCAGGCUCCCAGAGUGCUGAACGAGGUUUAGAGGACAUUCGCGGGAUACAAGAAAGGUCUCACUUCAACUUCCUCAAAUUGCACAUGUUAUCGCACUAUCGGGAACAUGUUGAGCUCUUUGGGAGCAUUCUCCAGUACUCUACCAAUAUCAGUGAACUCGCCUAUGUACAUCAGAUAAAAGAGGCAUACAGAGCAUCCAACAAGGGGGCGUUAGAGAUUCGAAUGCUGAAUUUGAAAGAUAUUGUUGGAGGUUCUAAGAGCACUGACCACAUCCUUUGGCGCCAUCCAGCUAACCUGAAGGGGUUACUUGAGAUUUUUAAAAUCGAAGACCGGAAAAACACUCCAAAUGAACGAUCCAUAGUGGAAGUAGGUUUGCCUCCAAUGCAUCUUUGUAACCCCUCCAUGAAAUCGGAAAGACUUUUCAAUAUUGUGGAUGGACUGCAAAUAAGCCAUACCACAUCAUAUCUUCUGAUAAAGGAGUAUGCAGAGGUUGCGGGAUGCUCUCAAUACUUUGCCGGAAUCUCUGAGAGCAUUUUAGAGCGUCGGGUGGAAAUGUUCACAUGUUUGCAGGUUCCGAUACCAAUCUUCCAAAGACCUGAGGUGUGCGAGAUUCACAAUCUUAGGUGUACGGGAAAUGCAGCUUUUGGGAAAGGAAAAAUAAGAAAGGAUUGGGUAUGGAUGUCGGUAGCAUCUUCAGAGGAGUGGAGAGUAUUUCGGGGACGCUUACCAGGACGUAUGAAGGCUAUAUUCAAGCUGUGGGACAGUGGGUGGCGAACAAAUAGACUAUGUAUAAUGGAGCUACUCGAGGCAAAGGAUCGUGGUAUCACUGAUAGCUCACAUGGGCUCCUGAAGUUGAAUGCUUGCAAAGCCAUGAGGGCAUUCGUGAGUGCUCUGAAAAUGUUAGACCCAAUUGGACUCUCUUAUUCAAAAUUCGUGUCGUUCUGCUAUGCAUACGAAUUGGAAGAAGGAGGUAAAGUUUUGACCGAUCAGUAUCUCAGUGUGGCUAUCCAGCAAGCUCGCUACAGGAGGGCAAUGCCAGGAGGGCAAUGCCAGUCCUUGUUUGCUGCUUGUAAAUGGACAUUGAGCUUUUCAGACAAGCCGUACCAUGGCCUCGACCUCAAGGCAUUCGCGGGAGCAUUCGCGGGAGCAUUCGCGGGAGCAUUGGCGGGAGCAUUCACGGGAGCAUUCGUGGGAGCAUUCACUGUAGCAUUCGCGGGAGCAUUCGCGGGAGCAUUCUUGGUGCCAUGA
This is a messenger RNA of Morchella sextelata, 1401 nucleotides long. RefSeq lists its product as uncharacterized. Lineage: Eukaryota; Fungi; Ascomycota; Pezizomycetes; Pezizales; Morchellaceae. The transcript has 4 exons. The record is from RefSeq and is a predicted model, not a curated record. The coding region runs from base 1 to 1401 and encodes 466 amino acids.